This is a messenger RNA of Cavia porcellus (domestic guinea pig), 5417 nucleotides long. It is a transcript of the gene Zbed4, whose product is annotated as zinc finger BED-type containing 4. Lineage: Eukaryota; Metazoa; Chordata; Mammalia; Rodentia; Caviidae. Gene Ontology annotation, molecular function: DNA binding; protein dimerization activity. The coding region runs from base 714 to 4211 and encodes 1165 amino acids. The record is from RefSeq and is a predicted model, not a curated record. The transcript has 3 exons.
AGCCACGGGCCGGGCCCGGGCCGGCCGGGCGGGGAGCCGUGCACGAGGACUGCGCCUGCGCGCGCUCGUCCGGGCCCCGCCCCCGCGCCGCGCGGGGCCCUGGGAGGGGCGCAGCGUCCGGCGGCGUCGCGGGCGGCGGGGCCGUGGCGGCGGGAGGGGCGGCGGGGGCAGACAAAGCGGCUAAUGAAUGGGCGCGCCCGCCGCGACGUGCGCCGUGGAGCCCCGGGCCGCGCCGCGCCGAGUCGGCGCCGAAGGUCUGCUCCUGCCCACACCUCUGCAUGUCUGGAGAUUUGCAUGUGAUGUCAGGCAUCUGACUUAUGCCUACUGCGAGCAGGGCUGUUUCGCUGUUGACCAGUGUGAGUGGCAGGAAAUGCAGAAGGACCAAGUGUGCACUGACGAGGCGGGAAGGGUCCUGUCCUUAGGACCUGAAGCAGGUCUGGCUACCAGCACAUGAGUCCACACUGUGAGGGCCACCUCCAACAGCAGCGCUCCCAGAAUGCAGUGCUUCAGGCCCUGAGACGACUGUGCCAGGAGCCACACGCUGCUCUCAGUGAUGUUCAUGACUGGCUACGUCGGCAGCGACGUCCCGGAAGGAGGCAUGGGUGUGAAACAGGGAGAUAAUCUGCACGUGGGGCAUAAACGAGCCUCAGCCCAGUUUCUCAGUACCCUGAGGCAUUAACAUGACCAAGCAACCAGGAUAGUGAUGGUCGGUCAUGGAGAGCAACCAGGAGAGUUGUCCCAAAGGGGAUGAGGAUUUUGAUUCUGAUAAGAUAAAUUUCAAAAUAGAGGAGGAAGAUGACGAUCAGGCCCCUGGCCACUGUCUGGACAGGAUGGACUUCCAGAGCGAGCAGGAGGACAUGAGGCCGACUGACAGCGGGGAUGAGCAGGAAGCCGGUGGGGUUGCAGGCUGCGCUUGUCGGCCCCCUGGGCAGUGCCUGCCCACGGAGGGCGAGGACGAAUAUGGGGCCCUGUUCUCCCAGUACAGCAGCACCCUGUACACCGUGGCCAUGGAGGCGGUGACGCAGAGCCUCCUUUCCAGCCGGCACUUGAGCUCCAGGAAGAAGUCCCCGGCCUGGCAGCAUUUCUUCAUCUCCCCCCGGGACAGCACCAAAGCCAUCUGUAGGUACUGCAUGAAGGAGUUCAGCAGGGGCAAGAACGAGAAGGACUUGAGCACCAGCUGCCUGAUGCGGCACGUGCGGCGCGCACACCCCACCAAGCUGGCCCCCGAUGGCGGCAGCCUGGCUGUGGGCUCCUUCCCCGCCCCUUCCCUCCUGCUGCCCCCGCAGCCUGCAGACACUGGCGACCUGGGCGCCACGCUGUCCCCUGUCAGCCUUGUCCCGGAUGUGGCGCCUAAGAUCCCAUCCCCUGACCGCAUAAAGGAGGAGUCUGUGUCCGCGGUGCCCCCCGAAGGCGUGGUGGACAAGUUCAGCAGAGAGGAGGCCCCAGCGGGCUCCUCGCCACGCCUGCCCUCCCUGCACUACGACGAGGCCGCUGCAGAUAGCGCGGCCGACAGGAGCCUCCCGCUUCCCAGGAGCGUGGCCGGCUCCCGGCGGCGCUCGGCCGUGUGGAAGCACUUCUACCUGUCUCCACUUGACAGCUCCAAGGCCGUGUGCGUGCACUGCAUGAACGAGUUCAGCAGGGGCAAGAACGGCAAGGACCUGGGCACCAGCUGUCUCAUCAGGCACAUGUGGCGGGCGCACCGGGCUGUGGUGCUGCAGGAGAACGGGGGCGGCCCCACCAUCCCGCCCCUGUACCCCACGCCCCCCACGCUGCUGCCCGCCCUGCUGCCCUCUGAGGGCGACCCUAGCUCCGUGGCCUCCUCUCCAGGGAAGCCUGUGGGUGAGUGCCCGUCCGCUGCCUCGUCCCCGGGCCAACUGGCUGAGGACCUGCCACUGCACGCCCAGCCUGGAGACGUGCUCCCUGAGGAUGCGUCUGUGCUGUCAUCCUCCGACGAGGUGGCAGAGGCCUCGGCGGUGUCCUCCCCCGAGAAGCCACGCAUGGGCGGGCUGAGUCCCAGGAGGUUUGCCUCGGGGGCCGUCUUCCAGCAAAAUAAAAAGGCAAUGAGGAGACUGAAGUCGGAAGUCUGGCACCACUUCUCGCUGGCCCCCACUGACAGCCUCAAGGCCGUGUGCCACUACUGCAGCUGUGCCAUCAGCCGGGGCAGGAAGGGGGACGUGGGCACCAGCUGCCUGAUGCGGCACCUGUACCGGCGCCACCCCGAGGUGGUCGGCGUGCAGAAGGAGCUCCUGGGUGCCAGUCUGGCCAACUCUCCGUACGCCACACUGGCUUCUGCCGAGAGCUCCUCCACGCUGAGCGUCCUGCCAGCCACGGUCAGGAAGAACCACCAGGUCCCGUUUCCUGUCCACAGCAAGAAAACCUCAAAGCUGUGGAACCACUUCUCCAUCUGCUCCGCAGACUCCACCAAAGUGGUGUGCCUGCACUGCGGCCGGACCAUCAGCCGGGGCAAGAAGCCCACCAACCUGGGUACCAGCUGCCUCUUGAGACACCUGCAGCGCUUCCAUGGCCACGUGCUCAAGACUGACACCCCGGAGCCCGCGAUGCCCUGCUCUGCCACCAGGCUUGGGCCACUGAGCUCUGAGCUAUCAGCAGCGUCCUCCUUUGAUGAUGCUGGUGAGAAGCUUUACGACUCUCACCCAGUUGCCAAAAAAAUCACCAGUCUCAUAGCUGAAAUGAUUGCACUUGACCUCCAGCCAUACUCUUUCGUAGACAAUGUUGGCUUCAACAGGCUGCUCGAAUACUUGAAACCUCAGUACUCCCUGCCCUCCCCCUCCUACUUCUCCAGGACAGCGAUCCCAGGUAUGUACGACAAUGUGAAGCAGAUCAUCAUGUCACAGCUGAAGGAGGCAGAGAGCGGGGUGGUCCACUUCACCUCCGGAAUCUGGAUGAGCAACCAGACCCGCGAGUACCUGACACUCACGGCGCACUGGGUCACCUUUGCACCCUCCGUGCGCCCGCACUGCGAGGACCACCACUGUUCGGCCCUCCUGGACGUGUCGCAGGUAGACUGCGACUACAGCGGCAACAGCAUCCAGAAGCAGCUGGAGUGCUGGUGGGAGGCCUGGGUGACCUCCCUGGGCCUCCAGAUCGGCAUCACAGUCACGGACAACCCGAGCAUCGGGAAGACGCUGAGUGAGGCGGAGCACUCGAGCGUGCAGUGCUUCGGCCACACGGUGAACCUGAUCGUGAAUGAGGCCAUCAAGAGCCAGAGGAUGGUGCAGAACCUGCUGAGCCUGGCGCGGAAGCUGUGCGAGCGUGUGCAGCGGUCUCCCAGGGCCCGGGAGAAGCUGGCGGAGCUGCAGAGGGAGUACGAGCUGCCGCCGCACCCACUCCUCCAGGACGUGCCAUCCCGCUGGAACACGUCCUUCCACAUGCUCGAGCGGCUGCUGGAGCAGAAGAGAGCCAUCAACGAGCUGUCCAUCGAGUGCAACUUCCGGGAGCUCAUCAGCUGUGACCAGUGGGAGGUCAUGCAGUCCGUGUGCCACGCACUGAGGCCCUUUGAUGCCGCCAGUCGGGAGAUGAAUACUCCCGUGUCCACCCUGAGCCAGGUCAUCCCCAUGAUCCAUAUCCUCAGCAGGAAGGUGGAGAUGCUCUUCACAGAGACUAUGGGCAUUGACACCAUGCUGAAGUCGUUGAAGGAAGCCAUGGCCAGCCGCCUGUCUGCUACCCUGCACGACCCCAGGUACGUCUUUGCCACGCUGCUGGACCCUCGCUACAAGGCCUCCCUGUUCACAGAGGAGGAGGCAGAGCAGUAUAGGCAAGACUUAAUCAGGGAGCUAGAAAUACUGAAUUCUACCUCAGAGGACACAGCCACUUCCCACGGCUGUGACUCAGGGUCCCUGCCAGGAGCCUCGAGCGGGGAGGACCUGUGGUCGCUGGUGGCCGAGGUGAAGAGGAGGGGCGGCAGGGAGAAGCCGCCCAAGGACACGGUGCUUUCCUACCUGCAGGAGGAGGUGCUGGAGCACGGUUGUGACCCGCUCGCCUACUGGAAUCUGAAGCGCUCGUCCUGGCCUGCACUGUCCACGCUGGCCAUCCGCUUCCUGGGCUGUCCUCCCAGCACGGUGACCUCCGAGAAGCUGUUCAGCACCCACACAGAAAACGGCAGCUUUGGCCAGCCCAGGCUCACGAUGGAGCAUUUUGAAAAACUUAUCUUUUUGAAAGUGAACCUGCCCUUGAUAUACUUCCAGUAUUGAGCCUGCCACAGAGCUGGCCGCAGACUAGAGGUGCUCCUGGAGCGUGCUGUCAUCCCAGGGCUGUGACCCACCCGGCGGAGCAUGGGGGACAGCGGGCUGGGCCUCUGGGGCCACCCCCACCGUGUCUUGCCCACGUGUGCCUUACUCCUCCUGCAGCCAGGUGUCACAGUGCGUUGUCGGAAGGCCACUGGCACCAGCCUCUCUUCGAUGAUGAAAUAGGAUGAUCAGGUUUUAAUUCAUAACUGCAAAGUUUUUUAAAAGUUAGAAGUUAGUGAUUUGUUUUACUAGAACGGAAAGAAGACAUAAACCGUUUUAUUUUGCAGGUUUUUUUAUUCCAUUGUGUACAAACCACAAAUCAGGUACUGUAUUUUAGUUACACAUUGCUUUAAUUACAACAGAACAGCUUUCAUGGCUGUCAAAGGAAAGGUGCAGACAGGAGGUGGCGUCCACGCCAUCCUGACCAAGCAGUUCUCAGCUCUCGGCUGAGGUCAAGCAAGAAUAUUCUGGAAGCUGACUACUCUGACAGGCACAGGCAUUUGAAAUGAAACUGAAGUAGGGUGUCACCGACUGUCAGUCAUUUGGUUACAGAACUUCCAUUCCGGGUUUUUGUAUUCAGGUUUCACAUAGUUAACUCAGAGGUACCCAACUCUGUAUCAUGAGCUCCUCGAAAUUGGAUCCAAGUUUGUAAAUCUGCGGUUAUGAUUUAGCCAGGGCACAGAGUGAGACAUGAGCAACAGACAGCGCAUGUGGCUCGCAGUGCCGCGCCCGGAGGCCGCCCCUCACCUGUGUGCACUGACCCCGGCUUGAGCACUUAUGGCUGUGACCCCUGUGGAGGAGGUGGCUCCUGAAACAGGGAAGGUGCUGAAUCGCACUGCAGCUGUGAAAAUAGCCUUAGGCAUUUAGGGUUUUAUGAUAGGGAAGACCCAGCCAUCACUUGGGUGUCUAGAAUCCCAGUGGCAUCAGAAUGAAAUACCAGUUGUCAGAUUCUUUUAACAAUCAGUAUGUCCGCAAAGUUAUUGUGUUAACAUCUGAAAAAGGAUUCCUUUUUUUUCAUUUCAAAUCAAUUUAGUAUUGAUCUUUUAGAAAAGUUGUCAUUUUGUUAAAAUGUUGUCCCUAAACUUAAUCUAACUUUGUGUGGGCUAUGCUUUAGUGUAUUUAUAAAUGGUGGACUCAGUUUUUGAAAUUAAAUUUUUUAUUUGCAAUUUU